Messenger RNA from Seminavis robusta, 1204 nucleotides. The record is from the annotation of a GenBank genome assembly. Lineage: Eukaryota; Bacillariophyta; Bacillariophyceae; Naviculales; Naviculaceae.
CAUCUUGUCUUGGCAACCCUUGUGGUACCGGUACAUGUAUGCACACCGGUACAUACCACCAGCCACCGUACCGCUACUGUAUUGUAAAUGGUUUGGCUUCGUCAAAAAGGACGCGGUAUUCGAUGAAGAUUCGACUCGAUCGAAGCUUAUUCGACUGCAUCCAUCUUUCGCAGCAAUCGCGGGACUCACGCAAGCUGGUCGCUGUCAUUGUUCUGUGUUCUGCAGGCUAUACGUAGCAGUGUCUGUCUGCCAACAGGUUCGUGUUUGAAGAGGAAAGAUCGUUGAUCCUUCUUGAACUGGAAAUCUUCCGCCGGCCUCGACGCCAUGGUUGACACCGGCUCUGCGAUAGUCACAAUUUACCCGUUUGUCGUACUAGUAGUCUAAUCGUUCUGCAGAAAUAUCACCAUGAAGACUGUGAUCCUUGCUUGCCUUAUCGCCAGUGCUGCCGCCUUUGUGCCUGCUGGCCAAACCGACCGCACCACUUUGGCUCUCCACGCCGAUUUGACCAAGGAGAUUGGUGCCCAAGCGCCUUUGGGAUUCUUCGAUCCCACCCAGAGUUUGGGAGCGGAUCCCACCAACGGAGAUCAGGCGGACUUUGACCGACGACGAUGGGUCGAGUUGAAGCACGGACGCAUUGCUAUGCUUGCCGUUGUCGGAUACCUCUCCACAUAUGUUGGAUACCGAUUCCCAGGAGCUGAGGACCUUCCCUGUGGAUUCGCUAACCUUGCCGAAGUUCCAGGAAUGGUCUGGGCUCAAAUGAUUGCCACUUGGGGUAUGAUGGAAGCUGCCAACCAGGAUCAAUCCCAGGCUCCCUGGGGAACUGACGCUGGUGCCCAAAACUUCAAGGCUGAGUUCAUUGGAGAUUUCCGAAACGGAGCUCUUGACUUUGGAUGGGACGAACGUUCAGAUGCAUGGAAGAGGAAGAAGCGCACCAUCGAAUUGAACAACGGACGUGCCGCUAUGAUGGGUAUCACCGGUCUUAUGGUUCACGACAUCAUGGGCAACGUUGACCAACUCCUCCCCGAUUGGAUCCAGAAGUAUUAAGUGGUCAACCUGCACUGUUGACUGCUGAUGACCAAAGAAGCAAUGCGCCCUCCCUCUUGCUACCUUUUGUACAUUCCCCCUUUUUCUUUUUAAGCUAAACGAAUACUGAAUUGCGUUGGGCUAAAUCAACUUGCUUCAUACUGUUCAGGUCGGCUGGAGG